CAACACAACACACGCAUCCAAAUCUCUCUCUCUCUCUCUCUCUCUCUCCCUCUCUCUGCACACACACAUUGUCCCUUAAGCAUGUCUGAACAGCUUCCACCCCACCCAGCCCCCAUAGCGGAACAGAUAAGUCACCGGCACCAGCAGCGGCACCACACAGCAGUAGUACAUGUCCUCGCGCAUCAACUCAAGGACCCUCUCCACAUAGGGGCCACAAGCAUUCCCGUAAUGGGACAAGGACGGCACAGGCAGGAGCUUGGACAGCACCAGCCAGUAGCUCAUCACGCACAGCCACAGGAAGCCGCCUGACACACAGAGAGAGAAAGAAAGAGAGAGUCAUCAGUCCAGCUGAAGGUGAAAAUGUCUGCGUGUUUAUAAUAAGUCACACACAUACCGAUGACGUAUGUGAGUCCGUGGCAGAAGAGUCCCCAGUCGACAGACACGGGAAGAGCAUCGUCAGAGCGGGGGGUCUCCAUUCUGAUGAAUCAAGAGCGAGAUCUGACCACAGAUCCAUUCGACCUGCUGCUCGUCGACGUACCCUCAAGCAUGCCCAGGCCCCUCAAAGGGGGCAUCCGGU
Vitrella brassicaformis is the source of this 577-nucleotide messenger RNA. Lineage: Eukaryota; Vitrellaceae. The record is from the annotation of a GenBank genome assembly.